This is a messenger RNA of Daldinia loculata, 1585 nucleotides long. RefSeq lists its product as uncharacterized. The coding region runs from base 679 to 1314 and encodes 211 amino acids. NCBI's taxonomy places the organism in Eukaryota, Fungi, Ascomycota, Sordariomycetes, Xylariales, Hypoxylaceae. The transcript has 3 exons. The record is from RefSeq and is a predicted model, not a curated record.
UCUCAACUUAAUAGGGCUCGCCAGUCAUUGAUUGCUGCUGGGCUGAGAAUAUGUAAGUGUGUACCUCUUAAGGUAGUUUAUUCGACGUGAGUACCUAAGAGACGCCAAGAAAAAUUAAAAUAUUCAGGGAUGUUCGACGCGAUGAUAACAAUGCUGCUAACCCCCUAUGCUUUUACUAAUUGGUCCUCGUCUACGUGAUAUGCGCUGAUAUGCCCAAGAAGUCAUUAAUGCCACCGCCGUGCUGAUGUGGGCUUUGCUCCUACGUCACAAUUCAUGUAACUUGUCAUAAGCAGAACCCCAAGCAAUCUAAGCACUAUUCGAUAUAGAUCUAUUCCUCAAAAGGGGGGCCCUUAGCGCUAGUUACACUGUUCCCUAACAGCUUCUCUUCUCAAUGAUCAUAAUCCAAAAGACCUUGGAUAAAUGACGGCGGCACGCGUACAACAUUUCUCGUCCCUUGUUAUUAUUCAAAAUACCUUAAUAUUAUCAAAAUGGAAGGCUGAAUUGUUAAAGUUCUCAAGACGACCCUUUUCGGAGAGCAUUAAGUAAUUUUAACUUGUUUAUGGUAAGGAUAUGGUGGCAGUGUCGAUUAAGGAGAUGGGUCUUUGAGCUUUUGGGCCACAUCACUGGUUUAAAUAGCACUAUUACAACGAGAGUUGCUAUAAAACUUGCAAUGUAACAAUGGCGAUGGGAUUGAGCUCCGAAGACCCAUUUUCUUACAUGGCUUCGACCGAACGACUUUGGGAAGACGUCUUAAAACCGACAACGCUGGUGCUUAAGAAUCAAUACAUUGCACCUGAGACUGAACCUACAAAUUGGCUUUAUCAGAUAGGCCGGGAUGUGACCGCCAUCCCACAGAAGGCCACAUCAAUGACCUUCGAGAAGAUAGAAAACACCGAAUCGUUGGAAGUUGACUCAUCAACUUCUAUUAAGAGUCAUAAUAGACACAUAUUUUACCUUGCGCAUCCAUUAGGUGCGCAGUACCGGGCCGAUAUCCCUCCCUAUUACCUCACAUCCGUGUCGGGCGAUACGCUGGGUAACAUCAGUUUGGAGACGUCUAAGUCGCGGCUCGGGAAGAUUAUAUUCAAGGUCCUAGUGAGCUCAGGAAGAAGCUGGACAGACCAUCCAUUAUUCCACCAGAAUGCCGAACUUCUAUUUAGUGUUAAGCAGAAAUGGGCAAAUGGUCAUUACAUAUGGACCAACUCCAACAAUAAGCAGGUGGCGUACGAGGAUAACAAAUAUGAUCAACAUAGACUUGUCAUCACAGCAUCAAUGAAAACAGAUAUCAGAGACGCUCUGGUCGCUACAUGGUGUUAGAAGCUAUGGCAUGAUACAUCUGAAAGCAGCCAGGCUAAGAGAGAAUAUAUGGAAAGUAUCACGCCGCCUGAGGAAAUGCUGUCAAAUAGGGGUAUGCGAUCGAUGAAUAGUAUUGGGGCACUUGGUAGUCUCGCUGGAUUAGGAUAGAGUAUUCGGGGCAUUACCUUCAGAUAUAGGAAGUCUAGAAUUAGCCUUGGAGCAUGAAUGACUACGAUUUAGUGGCGAAGCCUUAUUCUUAUAAUUCCAGGUGCAUAUUAGACUUUUCCUGUGA